UUAACGGCCGUCAUUUUUACCAAAGCAGUAUGGAAAGCAGCAAAGAUGAGCCACCGAGGACCCAAAGGGAGAUCACAGGCAAAAACUCGCAACAAAUCAGCUGCUAUUGACUUUGGAUAGAGUCAUGAACUUAUUGGAUAUAUUUCUAGAACUCCUUAUCGUUGUGAUUGCAGUGGUGUCACUCGUGGCGAACUUGCUGGUGUUACUAUGUUUCACCUGCAGCGUACAGGUUCGUGCACAGGUGCCAGCGAUCUUCAUCAUGAACCUCUCAUUCUGCAACAUCCUCAUCGCUCUUCUCAACAUGCCUUCUACCCUGCUUGGGGUCGUAAAACACCAAAAGCCUUUCGGCGACCACUUUUGUUAUACAGUCAGCUUUAUGGAUACUUUUCUGACUACCAACACGAUGCUGAGCAUGGCAGCUCUCAGCAUAGACCGCUGGAUAGCCGUGGUUUUUCCUUUGACUUAUCCCAGCAAAAUGAGACUGAAGAAUGCCGCGCUAAUGGUCAGUUACGCCUGGCUUCACUCGCUCGCAUUCUCGCUCACUGCUCUCCUGCUGUCCUGGGUCGAUUACAAUCCCGCGUACGCGUCUUGCACCGUGCACCUGAGAGAUGAUGCUGAGAGCCGCGGUCACUUCAUGGUGUUCACCGCGGUCUUCCACGCAUGUACAUUCGCCUUCUCGCUUUUCAUCCUAUGCUUUGCCUACCUGAAAGUGCUACAAGUGGCGCGCUUUCAUUGUAAGAGGAUAGAUGUCAUAACAGUGCAGACACUUUUACUACUUGUCGACAUUCAUCCGAGUGUAAAACAACGGUGCUUACUGGAGCAGAAGAAAAGGAGACACAGGGCCGCUAAGAAAAUCAGCAUUUUCAUCGGGUCGUUCGUCCUGUGCUUCACCCCCUAUGUCAUAACACGACUGACUGAACUGGCUCCUUCAGUAAAAGUUGCCCGUUAUUGGGGGAUCAUGAGCAAGUGCUUGGUGUACAGCAAAGCUGCAUCUGACCCGUUCGUCUACUCCCUUUUGCGGCAACAAUAUAAGAUGGCCCUUUUUGGAAUUUGCAACAGGAUUUUGGGACGGAACUUAUACACACUUUCUGGUCACUGCAGUCCCACAGGAAUGUAAAACGAAUGCUACUCACAAAGGGUUAACAAGCUGAUAGAUGGAGGAUAACUGUCACUAGAGCAGGUGAAAAAGGCUGACAGCUGACACCCUCAAAAAUAUGUGCACAGAAUUGGGCUGGUUAGUCACCGAACUGCCACACCAAACUCCCUAUAAUUUCUAAAAUAAUGGCAUACACUGUAUCAUUGCUGUCUGUUAAAACCAUGGCAGCGCAAAAUGUUUGCCAAUCACUGGAUUUGCUUUUAUUGAGUUCAGACUAUGAAUUUUUGCACACUCAUCUGUUAUACAUGUAUGUCUCUUUAUUCACAACAUAGUACUGUAAUGUGUAUUAUAUUGUACAUUCUGAAAUAAAAUAAUGAUAGAAGAGUAAGAAUUGUAUAGCUAUUUAUCAUUGUAAGAAGUGAUGACCUGCACUUACUUUAAAGAGCUAAUUUUACCUGAUUAAUCACAUAACAUUUAGUUGUGUAUUAAUGUAUCUAGUAUUAAAGUGGCCAAUCUGUCCAGAACGCACUUUAUUUAUUUCUUUUUUCUUUUUUGAGGAGGCCACUUCCACUAACUCUACCUCUAAGCAUACCCAGCAAAGAAAACUUCCUGCAGUUUUAGAUUUCCAAAAAACUUAACUCUAUAUGAUUUUAAAGCUCCUUUUCUCAUGGAAAACAAUUUAAAAAAAAGCAUUCAGAGUUCCUCUGAAACCCUCCACCUUCCCCAGCUCCACCUGUAAUGCUAUUUGUGCAGCAGCAGCAUAUCUCAAAUACUCACAGCACUGUAUCGCCGUGUGCCUUGGCAUUAGCAAGUUCCUGUUCUUGCUUCCAGCAGAAGUAUCAAUAAUCUACAACUACAGCAAUAACCAACAGCAGCAGCAUAGCAGAUCUAUUCCCCCAAGUCCAAAUACAUUAACUUUGUCAUAUCCAAUACCAUGCUAAAAUCUUUACAGAGUUGUCAUAAUAGAUACAGUCAGGUUGAAUCAGCCAUUCAUAUUGUUUAGGUUCGUUUUUACAAAGUAUGUUUGGAUUUGUAAAAAGAUAAAGUCAUAAAGAAAUGUGCUGGUGUGUAGUAAACACAUUCCCAGACAUACUAUACGUACUUAUUGCCCUUUGACCACUGUGUUCUUUGACCUUCGACAUACAACAAACAAG
Messenger RNA from Carassius auratus (goldfish), 2250 nucleotides. RefSeq names its product G-protein coupled receptor 26-like. The record is from RefSeq and is a predicted model, not a curated record. The coding region runs from base 125 to 1117 and encodes 330 amino acids. Gene Ontology annotation, molecular function: G protein-coupled receptor activity. Lineage: Eukaryota; Metazoa; Chordata; Actinopteri; Cypriniformes; Cyprinidae. The transcript has 3 exons. Gene Ontology annotation, cellular component: membrane. Gene Ontology annotation, biological process: adenylate cyclase-activating G protein-coupled receptor signaling pathway.